AUGACUGGAGAUGUAUCGACCACUACUCUCACGGAUAUUUAUGAUCCACUACUCGAGUGGACUAUCAAGAAGGUCAUCGUUCGUAAUUAUACAGUCAUUUUUUGCGAGACAGGCAUGCUCCUUUCCCAAACCGAUGUCUUUGUCCUGCUACUAAGUAAUAGAGACUGGCGCGUGCUCAUCCCAGAAGACGUCAUUGCUAACUUGCAUGCUUAUGCUCAUGCGAUGGAAAACGACACACGAAGAGUACAAGCAGAACAGGCUCUGAGAAGCAUCAACACGGCAUUAUCGCAGGGGAAAAAGCUUUCGAUUGUUGAUUCUCAGGGCAAUGCGAUAACCGACCCGUGCAAAGCUGUGGAACGCGACAGUAGUAAUGCUACGUACAAGAUUUUCUGUCGUCGACCCGGAUGA
Messenger RNA from Pseudovirgaria hyperparasitica, 408 nucleotides. RefSeq lists its product as uncharacterized. The transcript has 3 exons. The record is from RefSeq and is a predicted model, not a curated record. The coding region runs from base 1 to 408 and encodes 135 amino acids. NCBI's taxonomy places the organism in Eukaryota, Fungi, Ascomycota, Dothideomycetes, Acrospermales, Acrospermaceae.